This is a messenger RNA of Fonsecaea erecta, 1389 nucleotides long. RefSeq lists its product as hypothetical. Bases 1 to 1389 code for a protein of 462 amino acids. NCBI's taxonomy places the organism in Eukaryota, Fungi, Ascomycota, Eurotiomycetes, Chaetothyriales, Herpotrichiellaceae. Gene Ontology annotation, molecular function: zinc ion binding; DNA-binding transcription factor activity, RNA polymerase II-specific. The record is from RefSeq and is a predicted model, not a curated record. The transcript is spliced from 4 exons. Gene Ontology annotation, biological process: regulation of DNA-templated transcription.
AUGCGAUCCCUGAAACCAAAGAGCUCUGAAGACAGGGCUGGGGCGUCGUCUCAGAUCUUCAGCGACGACGAGGCACAUGUCGAGAAACCCUCUCCGUCGACCCCGUCCACCACCGCCGUCAAGCCCAGGAAGAAUGUCAGCCGCGCUUGUGACCAGUGUCGUAAGAGGAGAAGAAAGGUUGGUCGCCCGUGCACGUACGACAUGGGCUCCAAGAAUGGCGGCGACGGGAGGCGCAACCGCAACACGGCCCGGCACGUCGAGAAACUACAUGAACAACAGGUCGUCCUGAACCAGCUCUUUGGCCUGAUCAGGAAUUCGGAUGCCGACGAGGCCAUUCGAGCCGUCAAAGAAGGUGCCACCUUCGAGGAGAUUGCUGAGCUCCUGCGGAAAACGUCGUCCAAGGAUCCUUGGACCCCUUUGGCGCUGUUCUCUUCAAGCAAGGCCUCCACGGGAGAGUCCUCGUCGCCAACCCAGAUGAAACCAGACCAGUCUGACAGACCUGAGGCAGAUCUUUGGAGGUCCACCAGAUCUGCGAAGGAGUCCCCCGAGGCCGCACAGCAUGCUGGAGAAACACCCGGACGAACCACAUUGGAUAAGGCACCCGAGUCGAGCAAGAGAGCCAGGAGCCCUUCUGUGGUGGUCGAGCCUGGUGAUGACACGUCUGGAGACCGAGUCUGGACUGGCUUGGCGAGACGUCUGUCCGCCGCGGACUUAAGCAAGAUCAACAUGCCGAUCUUUAGCUGCGACCCAUACCACGUAGAGUCGGAUGACAUAUUGUCCAAGACAAUCCUGAGUUUCCGCGAUGGAGCCCGGAAAGCGUUGCAGGGGCAAGCCAAGGUCCUCGAUGUCAUCGGGCCGAAAACACCAGACCUCGAUUUGUUCCUGCGGGAGCGACGGGAAGGAGACCCCCACACUGCCUGGACCUGGGCUUGCGAGCUGGCGAAGGCGUAUCCUUUGCCGUUGACGGUGCAAUUGGUCGGAGUGUUCGUGGCGGGUAUUCAAAUGCGGUACUUCAUUCAUCCGUGCAAGGAGACAUAUGACGACUUGCCUGUGAUGCUCAGACCCACGAGGCAGCAAUAUGCCCAACCACAUGCGGCCGGGGCGGACAUUUGUGCCAUACCCCCUAUUAAGACGUAUCUCCUCUCCCACUGGGACUCGUACGCGUCGCUCUUACAGGCCGGCCAGUACCACAAUUGGCCGUACAGUAACCAAGCGUGUCUGGGGUGGGAUCGGACCAGAAAGAAAUACACACUCUCGACGGCCUUCCUGGAACAUAUCUCCAACCCCAAGAACCACAGCGUCGGCCCACAGAUCCUGGAGCUCGUGCCCGAAGCGGCGGCAUACGUGGUCCGAGACGAGGGCUCGACCCGCCCUGAGGAUAUACCGUAA